AAAAGUCUAAAACAGCACAAAACCAACCCCCGUGCCAAAAAUAGCACACCCACGUGCCCUUCCCUUUAGGGUUUUACCCUUUAUACUCUACAAGGGUUUCUGUACCGCCACCGCCACCGCCACCGCCACCACGGCUUUUCUUUCUCACAUUUCCACAACACUCAACGCUCUUCACCCAUCCCAUGUAACCCAAUCCCAAAGGAGAGACACCCAGAACUUCAGAAAUAAAUAAAAGAGAGAACUUCAAAUCUUCUUUUAUUUAUCUAAUUUAAACAGAACAUAAGAUAUGAACAUGGAAGCUAGAGUUGGCGUGGUUCUUGAGGGAGGGCAGAGAGCACUUAAUUCUGCUUCUACCCAUGGAAGCAUUGUGGAUGCUGGUGCAAGGAAAUUCUUGCAACAGCAUAACAAUAAACAGAGUCCGCAACAUUCACAGUUAGGAACCGUACAACAAUUGCUUGCUGGUGGUAUUGCUGGUGCUUUUAGUAAGACUUGUACGGCUCCUCUGGCUCGCCUUACUAUCCUCUUUCAGGUUCAAGGUAUGCACUCAGAUGUUACAGCACUAAGCAAGGCUAACAUAUGGCAAGAGGCUUCUCGUGUUAUUAAUGAAGAAGGGUUUAGGGCAUUUUGGAAAGGGAAUCUAGUGACUAUUGCUCACCGUCUUCCUUAUUCUUCUGUUAGCUUCUAUGCUUAUGAACGUUACAAGAGUUUCUUGCAACCACUUCUUGGUGUUGAAAAUCACAGGGUGAAUGGGACAGCAGACCUUGCUGUGCACUUUAUAGGUGGUGGGAUGGCAGGAAUAACAGCUGCAUCUGCCACAUAUCCUCUGGAUCUUGUGAGGACGCGUAUAGCAGCACAGAGAAACACAAUGUACUACAGAGGCAUUUGGCAUGCAUUUCAUACCAUAUGCAGAGAAGAAGGUUUCCUUGGCUUGUACAAAGGACUGGGAGCAACAUUACUUGGUGUUGGACCUAGUAUAGCGAUAAGUUUUUCUGUUUAUGAGUCUCUCAGAUCUUUUUGGCAUUCUAAAAGGCCCAAUGAUUCUACUGUCAUGGUCAGUCUUGCUUGUGGUAGUCUUUCAGGCAUUGCAUCAUCAACAGCAACAUUUCCUUUGGAUCUUGUGAGGAGACGAAUGCAAUUGGAAGGAGCUGGUGGUCGAGCACGUGUCUACACAUCUGGCUUGUUUGGAACAUUUGCCCAUAUAAUCCAGACUGAAGGGUUCCGAGGAAUGUAUAGAGGGAUUCUGCCCGAGUACUACAAGGUGGUUCCCAGUGUUGGCAUUGUGUUCAUGACUUAUGAGACAUUGAAGAUGCUUCUAUCACGCAUCCCUGCCAGUUAAUAGUUGCAUUGAAGGCUUUGGCAUUCUUCCCUAAUUAUUUUUCACGGAUACCAUGUUUUUGAGCCCAUGACACGAGGAAAAUGGAGGAAAAAAGAAUCGACUGGUUAUUUACACAUGAAGGUAGAUUGGAGAAAUGUCUCGAGGCACUGGUCAAGAAAUUCCAUGGUGGCAAAUUUUGUCGUUGCUGCUGCGAGACUACUUAUUUGAUGAAAUGUUUUAAGAAUUUGGCGGACAACCACAAGGAUAUGCAUGUUUGGAGAAUGACUAAUUAGUUCGAAGAUGAAGGGUGUCUCUACUUAUGUAGGACUAUAACUUGGUGAUGUUAGGGUAUAUAAAAUUGCGAGAGUAGCUCAAAGUUUAUCCGGUCUGAUAUAAAGCUAGCAGUUGAUGAUAUCACAUCAUCAAAACAGUUUUGUUAUCCUAGCUUUUUUCUUGUCUACCAGUUUUGUAAUCCUAGCUUGUUUAUUACUUGCGUUUGAGCAACUUUGCGCAAGUAUCAAUCUUAUGGAAGACGUAAUUUUAUA
Populus nigra (black poplar) is the source of this 1860-nucleotide messenger RNA. RefSeq lists its product as uncharacterized. NCBI's taxonomy places the organism in Eukaryota, Viridiplantae, Streptophyta, Magnoliopsida, Malpighiales, Salicaceae. The transcript is spliced from 7 exons. The coding region runs from base 287 to 1336 and encodes 349 amino acids. Gene Ontology annotation, biological process: transmembrane transport. The record is from RefSeq and is a predicted model, not a curated record.